AUGCGAACCGCCUUCUACUGUCCUCAAGUAAACAACGCUGAACGCACCAACCGCGUAUUGAUCACAUGCAUCCGCUCGCUAAUCGACGAAGAUCAUCGCUGUUGGGAUGAGAAUCUACCGGCGAUCACCGCAGCGAUCAACAGCGCGAAGCACGAAGUCACUGGAGUCAGCCCGCACUUCGCGAAUUUCGGCCGUGAUUUGAUUCUACACACUGAUCUCUACGCACAACAACACUUGAACGCCUCGGAUGAUCCAAAGAUCACACAGGAUCUACGACUAUCAGGAAUCAAGCGAAUCCAAGAGUUCAUCACGAAGAGGAUCAAGAAAGGUCACGAAGACUCCAAGCAGCGAUACAACUUAAGGAAGCGGACGGUAGAUUUCAAGAUUGGUGAUGUAGUAUGGAGAAGAAAGUUCAACCUGUCAUCGAAAGCAGAUCAUGUCAACCAAAAGCUGAAUCCAAAGUUCGUGCCAGCAGUUAUUCGAAAUGUGCUAGGUGCGAAUCUGUAUGAGUUAGAAGAUGUCUCGAGCGGGAAACGCGGACGCUAUCACGCGAAAGAUAUCAAAGCAGAUUAA
This is a messenger RNA of Uranotaenia lowii, 573 nucleotides long. RefSeq lists its product as uncharacterized. Gene Ontology annotation, molecular function: nucleic acid binding. The transcript has a single exon. The coding region runs from base 1 to 573 and encodes 190 amino acids. The record is from RefSeq and is a predicted model, not a curated record. Lineage: Eukaryota; Metazoa; Arthropoda; Insecta; Diptera; Culicidae.